Messenger RNA from Nasonia vitripennis (jewel wasp), 8324 nucleotides. RefSeq names its product semaphorin-2A (gene Sema2a). The record is from RefSeq and is a predicted model, not a curated record. Bases 1525 to 3663 code for a protein of 712 amino acids. NCBI's taxonomy places the organism in Eukaryota, Metazoa, Arthropoda, Insecta, Hymenoptera, Pteromalidae. The transcript has 14 exons. Gene Ontology annotation, biological process: neural crest cell migration; negative chemotaxis; positive regulation of cell migration. Gene Ontology annotation, molecular function: semaphorin receptor binding; chemorepellent activity.
CCGGACCGAUUCGCAGCCAGCGCGAACUUGCCGCGCGCUCGUCUCCGCUCUUGCGCGUACACCGCUUUCUCGGCUCUUUUCGUCGGAACUUUCCUCCCCGAAGCUCGAGCGCCCCCGCAUUCAUCUCCGCACUCGGGGCCGCCAACUGCUGGGAAACUCCGCGCCCCCCGGCUGUGCGCGCGCGCGAGCGCGAGUGUGUCUGUGUAUUUACAAGUGGCGCGCGAUCAGUGGCUCGACACGCGAAACUUUUUCCGCACGUGCGAGAAAGGCCCCUACCCUGUGCGCUCGCUCGCGGCCUCCGCCAGCUGGUGGACUGGCGGCGCGCAGCCCGCGGCAGUGUGUGCCGUUUGCCCACGAAAAACAUCGGUGGCCGCUUUUAAUUGAGGCGGCCGCUCUUAACGAAGCCGGAGCCCGGAGGUGGGAAGUGAGCUGCGACGGCGGCGGAGACGAAGUGCAAGCUUGCAUAAUGGUCGAAUCGAUUAUGCCCGCGGUGAGAAGGCGCAUUUCGGGCCCGCCUGCUCGAGGCACUAAUGACUACACCAGCAGCGGCUGCGGCAGCGGAAGCGGCGACGGUGUCUGCGGCCAGCGCGUUUGCCUGCAGACUCGACGAGCGUGAAUAUUCUGCGCGGGCUCUCGCUUGCCGGAAUUUCGAGAAUUGAAUUGAGGAGCUCGUGCGGCAGAGCCGCUUAUAUAUACCCGGCCCCGUAUCUGCGACCGCGCGCUCUCUUCCCGGCGUAUGUGGGCUUUGCCAUUGUGCGCGCGGACACGUGAAUUAUUGGCGGGCUAAGCAGUUAACGGCGCCGCACAGCCGUGCAGUAUGGGCUGCCUCGGAGAAGCAUGAGGGACGAGAGCGAGAGCCGCCGCUUUCUGCGCCUGUGUAAUCAAAAGCGAGUAAUGCCGCGCGCCGGCAGCCCUCCGGUCUGGAGUCUCUGCGAGGCCAGCCGUUGACCGGCUCCGUAAUUUCUGUUUUCUUCCCGCCGGCCUUUCUGCUGCUGCUGAUGCUACUGCGGUCACUGUUGUUCCCGUGGUGAAGUGCGUGUUUGUGCAGUGUGUGCGCCCGCUGUCGAACGCGACCGGCUUGUGUGAUUGGCUUGCAUAAUUGAUUAACUGGAUUGGGUCGCGGCGGGCGCGAGUAUGCGGGGCCCCGGAAUAAACAUUGUGUGAUUUAGUUGCGCUCGGCCACCGUCGUCCGAAAUUCAGUGAACAGCGACUGCAGAGCCGCGGAGCCGAGAGCCACGUAGAGAGACGACGAGAGGAAGGAGCUGCCGCCGCUUGAUCGAGGACAGAGCGCACAAAAGUCGAGUCGAGAUAAAAAUUGAGCUGUAAAGCAUGGACUGGUGAUUGAGAAAAUACAAAGCCGGAUUUUCUUCUAAACCACAUCAUGGCGACGCGUACACAUCGCUGUAUUUCCGGACAUUAAUUGCAGUAAAACGUUUUUUUUCAAAGCUUGCGAGGAGUAUAUUUCAGCCCCGUGCGACCGGAUCAGGAGUAAUAGAUAAGAAGUGUGUCAGUGCUAGCGCGAGGAUGGACGAGCGGAGGCAUCGGGGCCCUCCGAGCUGGGCCGCGACUGUGCUGCUUCUGCUGCUGCUGCUGGUCGGCGCCUCCGCAGCCGGCACGCUGGAGAAGCUUCACGAAGAGCACGUACGUGAAUUCAGCUGCGGCAUGCUGUACUACAGAACACUCUACCUGGACAGCAAGAGAGACGCCUUGUACGUCGGAGCGAUGGACAAGGUCUUUAGGCUAAACUUGAGCAACAUUAGCCACUCCAACUGCGAGAGGGACGCCCUCAAUCUCGAGCCGAGCAACGUUGCCAACUGCGUGUCAAAGGGCAAAUCAGAGCACUUCGACUGCAGAAAUCACAUAAGAGUGAUACAGCCCAUGGAGGAGGGUAACAGGCUAUAUCUGUGCGGUACGAACGCUCAUUCGCCUAAGGACUGGGUGAUCUACAGCAACCUGACUCACUUGACGCGGCACGAGUACGUGCCCGGAGUGGGCAUUGGCAUAGCCAAGUGCCCCUACGACCCUGCGGACAACUCGACGGCCGUCUGGGUCGAGAAGGGCAAUCCGGGAGACCUGCCAGCCCUCUACUCGGGCACCAAUGCCGAGUUCACCAAGGCCGACACCGUCAUCUUCCGCACGGAUCUCUACAACUUCACCACCACCGACAAGGCCUACAGCUUCAAGAGGACACUCAAAUACGACUCCAAGUGGCUCGACAAGCCCAACUUCGUCGGAUCGUUCGACAUCGGCGAGCACGUCUUCUUCUUCUUCCGGGAAACAGCUGUGGAGUACAUAAACUGUGGCAAGAGCGUGUACUCGCGCGUGGCCCGGGUCUGCAAGCGGGACACCGGCGGCAAGAACAUCCUCGCCCAGAACUGGGCGACCUAUCUCAAGGCGCGGCUCAACUGCUCGAUUCCCGGAGAAUUCCCCUUCUACUUCAACGAGAUACAGAGCAUCUACAAAGUGCCGGGCGACGACACGCACUUCUACGGCACGUUCACCACCUCGACGAACGGCCUGAUGGGCUCGGCCAUUUGCUCCUUCCACAUCGACGCGAUCCAGGAGGCCUUCCGCGGCAAGUUCAAGGAGCAGGCGACCUCAAGCAGCGCCUGGCUGCCCGUGCUGUCGAACAAGGUGCCGGAGCCCCGGCCCGGCCAGUGCGUCAACGACACCGAGACGCUGCCCGACACCGUCCUCAACUUCAUCCGCUCGCACCCGCUCAUGGACUCGGCCAUCUCGCACGAGAACGAGAAGCCCGUCUUCUACAAGCGCGACGUCAUGCUCACCAGGCUCGUCGUCGACAAGCUGCGCAUCGACUCGGCCGGCCUCGACCUCGAGUACACCGUCUACUACGCCGGCUCCAGUGACGGCCGGGUCCACAAAGUCGUCCAGUGGAUCGACGGCGAGGGAGAGUCCCAGUCGAUUCUGUUGGACGUGUUCGACGUGACGCCCGGCGAGCCAAUUCAGGCUAUGGAAAUAUCGCGGGAGCACAAAGCGCUCUACGUCGCCUCCGAUCACAGGAUCAAGCAGAUCGACCUGGUCAUGUGCUCCCGGCGCUACGACAACUGCCUCAGAUGCGUCCACGACCCUUACUGCGGCUGGGACAAGGACACCAACUCCUGCAAGCCCUACGCGCCUGGCCUGUUGCAGGACGUGUCAAACAGUACGGCCGACGUGUGCGACAGCAGCGUGGGCAAACGCAAGCUCGUGGUCACGUGGGGCCAGUCGGUGCACCUCGGCUGCUUCGUCAAGAUGCCCGAGGUUCUGGCCAACCAGGAGGUCAGAUGGUACCACUACAGCAAGGAGAAGGGCCGCUACCAGAUAGCCUACAAGUACGGCGUGGCCGGCGACAAGUUCAUCGAGACCUCGGAGAAGGGGCUGGUGAUCGUCAGCGUGAACGAGCAGGACGCCGGCAGGUACGACUGCUGGCUCGGGGGCGCCCUGCUCUGCUCCUACAACAUCACCGUCGACGCGCACAGGUGCUCCGCGCCCGCCAAGUCCAACGACUACCAGAAGAUCUACUCCGACUGGUGUCACGAGUUCGAAAAGUACAAGUCAGCCAUGAAGAGCUGGGAGAAGAAGCAAGCGCAAUGCGCGUCGAAGCAAAACGACAGCAACCAGAACCUGCACACGAACGAGGUCUACGGCGCGCCCCUGGUGUGAUGGAAACGAUCGCUGGCGCCCUCGCCGAGUCGGGAGGACGACACCGAGACCAUCUUCAUAAGCGUCCUGCCGCAAAACGGCGCCACUGGUUCUCCCAACCGACUGUCCUCUGCGUUGCUGCUGCUACUCUGUUACUGCUGCAACCGACACGCGCUCGCCCUGCAAAGGAGCCUCGUUAAGUAAAUCUGCCGCGCGAGCCUGUCGGGGCACUUGGGAGAGAAAGAGAGCGAGUGAUUGCGGAAAAGAGAAAUCCUUAGCUUGUAAGUGACGCGUGGAGAGGGAGAAAGACGAGGAGAGCGAACGAGCGAGCUUGCGCAGGCGGGUUGAGAGAAAGAGACUCGCGCCGGCGGUGUCCGCGAGUACUUCUUUUAUAUUCUCUACUACGCGCGCGCGCGCUCCACCGCCGCGAUUCGCUCACCCGUUCGUUCUCCCGCUGAUCUUCUUCUCUUCUCUCGCUUGCUGUAAAUAGCGUGCGUUUGUACUGUAGAGAGCGCGCCGCGAGCCCCCGUGCCACGGCUGGACAGACGCGAGGGCGCACUAACUGUUAAUCGACGAAGCUGGGGAGAAAACUAGUAAGAAGCGAAGGCGACGGUUCGAGAGCAGCCACGAGCACUGCUGGAUGCCAAAUUAAGUGUUCUUAAGGGGGCUGGAUAGAGGGUUUGUCGGAAAACGUCCAUGAUCCUUUUCCCUUCUCGCGAUCGCGAAAAGAGCCUAUCGGGACUAUUUUGCAUCCUUCUGCACACGUGUGUAUCAUUAUUAAUAGAGGAGGAACAGGAAACGAGCAAACGAGAGAAAGGCUCGGCUGAGCUGAGACUCGCGUGCGGGGGGGGGGGGGGGAGAUAUAUUACGUCGGGCACACGUCGGGCUGCGCGUGUACAUUUUACUAAUAUAGGCGAAUUAACUUUGUAUAAAACGAAAAACAAAAAAGACUAUAAAGACAGAAUUGUAUAAUGUAUUCAGCGUUUUCUUAGACCUGUGAUAUAACGAGGGAGGAAAAGUAUGGUAUAAUUAAUUAAUAUAGAUGAAUUAAGGAGAAAAAGUGAAGAAAAAAAAAGAAAAAAGAAACAGCUAAAUACAAUCAUGCGAGAAAACGCGGUCCUCCAGAUCGUCGCGGGAUGUGCAGCCACUUUAUUACUUAUUGUAUAUUAUGAGCACGCGUUAUGUACGUAGGUUUUAAGGAGAGUAUCGCGACUGCCUCUGCUGAGACGCGGCAGCGUGUAUCGUUCAUUUUGAUCGGCUGCCUCGCCGCCGCGCGAUCGCGAAACGUCGAUUAUAUUGCGCGAACAGACGGGCGUUCCCGAAACGUCGCCGUCGUCACGCAGGUUACAUAUUGAGAUUAUUCGCGUCGGUGCGUGCUUCUCUGACGGUCGACUAAUCUUUUACUUUCUUAUCGCAAGAAACUUUUUUUUGCUAUCAUCGCGUUUAUACUCUUUUUUUACUACUGAUAUAUGAUAGUAAGGAUUUAAUGCGUCUGAUUAGCUCGUAAACGACUAUUUUUAGUACUCUUUAUUCUUUAUUUUUUACUUGCCACGCGCGUACAUACUGUUAAGUGCAUUCUGACUACUUCUUACUUACAUUAGUUUUAUUUUCAUCGCGCGACGUGUACUUACUUACGGUUAAACGAGGGGAGCUUUGACUAAACAUUUACUGAAACUAUGUACUGUUUAUUAUACUGCCAUGUUUUUACUUACCGUUUUUAUAUGCGUUUAUCUUCUCCGACUCCUGACUAUAUUUGUAUAUUUAACUCCAACAAACAGACUGUUGCGUAGCGCUGCGGUAAAUCUACGACUUUCACGACUAAGCGAGAUAUUUCUUUCAGACUGUCUAUGCGUAUACAGAGCUGAUCUCCGGUCUUUGAUUUGCUUACUUUGAUGUACGGCAAAGCAACUCUACGUGUUUUUUAAAAAUUAAAAAUUAUCCGUGAACGUAUUUUUAAAUAUAUCCGAGUAUAUGAAGACAGGCAUACAACACAUCCAUCGUGUGGUUUCUAUACAAAGCCCGAGCAACCUUGAACUUUAUGAUGCUUUUCUACAUUUUUAUACGAGUAUGAAACGCUGUAAUCGGGUCGAAAGGUAACUUUCAGAGCCACGCUUCGCGGGACGAGUUAAAAGAACAAACCCAUUAUUCAAAGCAAUUACCGCUGGGCCAGCUCUAGCUUUUAACUGGUGAGAUAUUUCUUUUAGUACUCGAUUUAUUAUUCAGUGACGCGAUUCGCCCGGAAAAUCCGAAGCGCGCGCCAUCUCGACUGCACUUCCCGAUCGCGCGCAUUGUCCCGGCAAUCCAAGGUGCUACUCGCAGAGAUAUACUUAUGCAAAACCUAUAUCACGUAGCUUCUACUGAUUUUAAUUGCGUACGCAUCCUACACGGCAGAUGAGUUUAAGCGUUUCGGUUGCGCCAGGUGGUGUGCCCGCCGCGCUAUGAAGUUUUAACGUGUCUCUGCCACGGAAAUACAUGGAGAAUUUCGCUUUGAAAGUCGGACGCUCUUCGCCACGCACUACACUAUACAUGUACAUACAUACCUUGCGCGGAUUUUCCGAGCUUUGGAGUAGGGUCUCAAGAACGGCUAUAGCCGGCGACGGCGAGCCGGGUGGGUCCUUGAGACGCGCGCGCGGCAUAAAGUGCUGCGCCCGCGCACUAGCUAAGCUUCGACGAUGGGAAAAUCACUGCUGCCACGCGAACCGUAUAACCCACAUAGAUAUACAUAGAUACGUAUAUGCGAGUCCGCGUUCGAGAUCAGACUUAUUACUUCAAUAAACUUGUAGAUAAUUAUGUAGAAACUCUCUGGACUCGAGCGAAUGAAUUUGUUAAAUAUUUGAAACCGUUUCUUCGCUCUCUUCGCUGGCGCAUUAUUAUAAAUAUUUUUUUUUCUCCUUCGUGCAAAAUCAUAACGAUGGGGUUUGAUUUAAAAAGACGAUCAUUAACAAUUUUUUCACUCAAUUCAUUGUUCUCACGAUUGUUAUUAUUAUUAUUGAUAUUUUCCAUUACGGAUUUUUCCUGUAAAUAAAAGUAAGCAAUUUGCGUGUAAUGAAAGCAAUCAUUUCCCUCGAGGGUAUUUUCAUGAAUAUUUGAAUGUUGCGUAAUAAUAUGAGCGUUCAUUGAAUCAAGUUCUUAGAUUAUAAUAGUUAAGGAGAAUUUAUCAAGAUAUUCUUUUUUUAUUAAUAAAUGUGCACUUGAAAAAAUUCCUUUUUCCUUGUUUACUUUACUUUAUUAUACCUUAUUAUUUAUCUAUAGGGCGUGCAUCUAUUUCUCGAGCUUUCGUACUUACAUUCGACAUGCGACCACUAUUCGCGAGGUUGAAAUGAUAAUCUGUGUAUUGAGAGUUGCUAUUCCUCUCGUCGAAACUGCAAAUGUGCCGUCGAGACCAAAAUAAGAGGACUCCGCUGCUCUUAUCUCCUUCGCUGUAAGCAACGCGCUGUGUAUUACUAAAAGGAAAGAAAAUUCGAGAGGCUAUGCGAAGCCUUUCAACGUACGGAUUUAUGUUCCCUAAUAAAGAGAGACAGUGAUAUAGAUUCAAGAUUCUUGCCCUUAAUCUGUAAAUAUAGAAAAAAACACUGUGUAUGCGCCUGUGAGCCCCGGACUACGCGCGAUCACGCGCAUGCACAUCUUUCUCGGGCGACGGAGGGUAAACAAUGUCUGUAAACACAUAUACAUACACAAGACAAAAUCUUUAUAAUACACUGAUGAGGUUAUAGUUAUAUAUAUAAAUAGAGAGGGGGGGGAGAGAAAGAAAAUCGUGUAAUUCUUUAUAAGUUCUGUAAAUAGCCGUUCUCCGCGAGAUCGAUAUAAAUUUAUAAAUAUAUAAAUAUAUACAUUUAGAUAAUAGAGAGUAUGAAACAAACACGAGACGAUUUAAUUUUGUACCUCGUCGACAUAGUAGCGGUAGUGCAAAGUAAAGGAGAAAACAAUGGGAGAAAGAAACGAUAGGUUUUAAAUGAAAAAAUAUCGAGUAAAUGCGUAUCCCGUGAAUAAGAGCCGAGAAAAAAUGAUGUUGCGCGCGAGAAUCAUAGACUACACAAGAUUAAUCCAAUAAUCAAUAAUUUAAUCCUCAAAUAUGUACUUAUAAAGAGCUUCGACAAGUAUUGAAUAGUAUCACGACAUAAGGUAAGCUACACGCAGCAGAGGUGAAGUAUAGGGAGUCGACGAGUUUGAUUUUGUAGUAUUGCAAAGAGCAGGCGUCGCAACGAUGCUUUGGAUUAUCAAUUACAAAGAGAGCCGAGGAGGAGAGACAGAGUGCGUGCGUGCGUGUGAGACGGAGAGAUGAGUGUGAAAAAAUAUGCGUCCAUCCAGCGAGCACGCGAGUGGCUCAUCCUGCUUGAAACUGUGCACACAGCGUCCCACGGAACCAACGAAAGAGCUCGAGUAGGUACAGAAAAGCCCCCGGAUAGAGAAUCUGCUGCGAGUGAUUUUCUACCGAUGCGUCUCUCGUCGAGCACAUAUUAUUAUAAUAUAUGAUAUAGAAUAAUACGAUGUGCGUUGCGAAUACGUAAGCGAGUAGUAAAAAGGUCAAAAGAAAAAUUAUCUUAUAACGAUUAAGGAAAGCUAUAAAGAAGAGUACAUGCGCGAUUGUAAUAUUAUAUAUAUAUUACAUAUAGAUAUAUAUGUAUAAUAAGGCACUCAUGAUCUAUGGCUAAGGGCCGAAGCCGCAAACGCCGAGGCUCCCA